Messenger RNA from Capsella rubella, 1243 nucleotides. RefSeq lists its product as uncharacterized. The record is from RefSeq and is a predicted model, not a curated record. The transcript is spliced from 2 exons. The coding region runs from base 450 to 935 and encodes 161 amino acids. NCBI's taxonomy places the organism in Eukaryota, Viridiplantae, Streptophyta, Magnoliopsida, Brassicales, Brassicaceae.
UGAUGUAACAACAACCAUUUCUAUAUAUAAAGAAAAAAAUGGAACUAGCACUCAUUUUGUGAUCUUCUUUGGCAGAACAGAACAUAUUAUGUAUUGACAAAUCAAAUUUAUGGAAUACUCUAUAUUUUCCAAAUACUGUACAUACAUUAAUAUUUAGUACAAACCGGAGUUUAAAGACAAGUAAAGAAACCAAAGGACACAACUAUUAACUACUAUCAUUUGUCUUUUCAUUAAUGUAUAAGUACGUAUACGAUAAUUAUGAUCCUUAAAAAAGCUGAUGCAACCUGUAAAAAGUUCCUCAUGUGUCCCCCUGCCAACAAGUUCCAACAUCAUUAAUCAUCAUCAACCCAACCUCCUCCGACAACCGGUAACCGGUAAACGCCGGUCAACACUCCCGCUUUAACUAGUCUACGACCCGGUCAUAGUUGUUUUUUCAAAGUCUCUAAACAAUGCAUGCCCUCACCAACUCCGGCGCAGUACUUCUCGCCGUUUUACUCUUCUUCCUCCUCAUCCUACUCGCGGAACUCUCUUACAUCUUUUGUCGCCGCACCGGAUCUUUACCGUCUCCGGCAAGUAAAGAGAUGGAGGAGCAUGUUGUUGGUGCCGCGGCGCCGGAGGAGGAUGUGGUGGCGGCGGCGGACAAGUGGCGAGUGUCGAGGCUUUUGUUCACAAUCGAGGAAGAGGAUUUGGAAUUGGAAGAUGAUAAUGAUAUUGAUGAUGUGGUCUCUGUGGAGGUAGAUAAUGAUGGCGAACUCCGACUUGAUGUUCCGAUGGAAUGCUCCGGCGAUCCAACUCCGUUCUUGACGCCGUGCGACUCUCCUCCGUACUUCACUCCUUCGCCAUCUCCUGGUCGGGAUAUGGAUGACGUCAUUGAUGUUUGUGACAUCAGCAGCCGAAGCUGUUGUUUCAAUUUCCAAGGCUCUCAGAUGUGUUAAGUUUUUUACAGAUUAGGUGGAACAGUUUUCGUAAUUGUUUACGGGUUUUUGUCGGAAUUAUUUUUUGUCGUCAUUUUUGUUUCCGGCAAUUUGAAUUGAAUAAGUCACCGAGAGACCUCAUCAUAUAUAAUAGGACGUAAUGUGAUAAGUCGUGUAGAUGACGCUGAUGGUGAUGUGAAAGAGGGAGAGAUGGUUACGUUUUGGAUUCUUUGAUUGUGAAUUUACGUAAAACCAAACUUCUUUUGAUUUGGUUUGGUUCAUUGAAACUUCGAUUAUAGUUACGGCCCGAUCAUUGGCCAUUGCAGUAA